AUGACGAUGACGUGCUCUUUGCUCUUUGUCUUUGACUUAACGUUAGCAACGUUAAAUAUGUCGUCACGUGGGAGAAUAUAUGGUGGUUACAGUGGGAGAGGUAACUAUAAUAAUCGAGGUAGUGGCUAUAGGGGAUCUUAUCGGGGCAGCAGCAGUCGUGGCUCAUAUGAUAGUGGACGUGGAGGGAGAGGUGGUGGCUACUCUUAUAACAAUGAAUCUCGUUAUAAUAGUAGCAAUUCAAAUAGAUAUUCUACAAGUCGUGAUAGAAUUGAUGACUCCUAUAAAAAGUCAUAUAGAUCAGAGACUGCAAGUUAUUCAACACGUGAUUAUGGUCGCUCAGGUUCACCAGAAAGAAAAAGAAUGAGAAUAGAGGGGUCUUCGAGCGAUAGACGUAGCCAUGACGGCGGCGGCCAUUAUGGCGGAUCGUACAGCGGUAGACAAGAGAGCUAUGGCGGCGAGAGACGGUCGUUCGGCGGAGAGGAUAGAAGACGAUCGCCUAACCGAGAUAGCUACCGCAAGGCGAGCGGCAUGGGUCCGCCGCGCGAGCCGUCGCGCGUGACGGUGCGGCCGCGCGCGCCGCGCCGCUCGUUCCGCGGCCGCACGCUCCGCUCGCGCGCCUCGUUCCGCGGCGCGCCGCGCUCGCGAGGCUCCUUUACCUCUAGGCGCUUCGGCGAACGCUCGCUCCCUUACACCCGUGCGUUCAGAUCUAUCAAGGGCCGAAGCUCUAUUAAAUCAAAAGAAGAAGCAUCCUCUACUGAAGAAGACUGGGAUGCUGAUGAAAAGGAAGAAGCAGUUGAAGAGAAAAAAGAGACAAAAGUUAAAUCUCCAAAGGUUGAAGCUGAAGCAUCAGAAGGAGAAGUUGCUGAAGGUGGUGAAGACACUGACAAAGAGCCUGAUGCUGCCUCAGAUGGAGAAACACCAACUUCACGUCCCUAUGUGCAUUUAGCCUGUGUGCAUUGCAAGGAAAAAUGUUCUACUUUUGCUGGCUACGCGAAGCAUUUGCUGUCGGGCAAGCACCGUGCGGCAAUGAGCGCGGUGGCGCGGCGGCACAAGGCGCAGCUGCUGCGCAUGCGCGUGGCGCAGCGCGGCGCACAGCGCGAGCUGGAGGCCACGGCCGGCGCCGAGCUGGCGCCGCGCACCACCUUCUGCAUGGUGUGCCGCCUCAACCACCGAACCACCAGCCACGCGCACAACCUCACCGACACGCACCGUGCCAUGAAGCGCUUCCUGAUGCCCUUCUGUCGCAUCUGCCGCAUUAAGUUCCGAUCGCCGAUGAUAUAUGAACAUCAUAUUUGCUCACUCGACCAUUUGAAGAGAAAAGCUAAUCAAACGGCACGUCGAACUAGCCCUAAGGCUGAAGCUAGUGGUGAUGAGGGCAUGGAUGUUGAUUUAGACAACUUUAUGACUCUGGACUCUGUGGGGGAUGUUGAUGAAGUUGAAGAUGAUGAUUCCAGUGGUGAAAAGAAGGAUGAUGCUUCUCCCAAGAAGCCAAAAGUUGAAAUAAACAUUGGAAGUGAACAUAUUAAAAAAGUGGAGGUGUGGUGGUGCGAGCUGUGCCGCGUGUACCUGCCGCGCGCGGAGGCUGGCGGCGCCGAGGAGGCGGAGGCGUUGCGCCGGCACUGCCGCCUACGCGUGCACCUGGGCCGCUACGUGCAGCACCGCGACACGCGCACGCUGCGCCGCCACGCCGAGCGCAUACACCGCCAGCUGCACCAGAACAAAGAAAAUGAAAAAACAGAUGCUGGUGAAGAAAAUUCAGAAGAUAAAUCAAAGACUGAGAAACCUGAACCUGUUAAUGACAAGAAAAAUCUAGAAAAUGGUACAGAUGUCGCUAAUGCUUCUGGCAGUGAAGAUAAACUUUGGGCUGAUGUUGACAAAGACAUAGGGGAGUUGUUAAGGGAAGUGGAUCCACAAGGCAAUGAAGGAAGUGAUGAUGACGAGGACCUUGGAAGGUACGAUAAAUUUCGCAAAAGCGAUAAGAAAUCAAAGAGUGCAGAUGGUGAAGAAAGUGAUGACAAAGCAGUAGAAAAUCCUAAAGAAAAAAAUAUUGCCGAAGUUGAUUCCACUGCUUCUUAA
Parnassius apollo (apollo) is the source of this 2076-nucleotide messenger RNA. Lineage: Eukaryota; Metazoa; Arthropoda; Insecta; Lepidoptera; Papilionidae. The record is from the annotation of a GenBank genome assembly.